AUGUUUUCAUCUAUCCUUGAUGUACUUGAGGAAAUUACAAAUGAUAGUUUGAAUAGUGACAAAAAAUAUGAAGCAUCUAUUAUGUUACAAGUGGUGCAAUCAUAUGACUUUGUGUUUAGUUUGCAUUUGGUAAAAAAUAUACUUGGAAUCACAAAUGAGUUGUCGCAAGUCUUACAAAAAGGUGAUCAAGAUAUUGUGAAUGCCAUGGAUUUAGUUAAAGUAUGCAAGGAGCAAUUACAAAUAAUGAGAGAUAAUGGAUGGGAUUCCUUAGUAGAAGAAGUUUCUAAGUUUUGUGUGGAAUUCAAUAUCGAUGUUCUAAAUAUGGAUGGAAUGUAUUGUGCUCAAGGAAAAUCACGACGUAGAGCUCCGAAGCUUACAAAUUUUCACUAUUUUCGUAUUGAUUUUUUCAACAGUGUGAUAGAUUUACAACUACAAGAGCUAAAUAGUCGUUUUAAUGAGGCUAACACUGAGUUGUUACUUUGUGUAGCAUGUUUGUCUCCAAAUAAUUCUUUUGAUUCUUUUGACAAGGAAAAGCUAAUUCGUCUUGCUCAGCUCUAUCCUCAUGAUUUUUCUACAGUGGAUUUGAGGGUACUUGAAUUUUAA
Messenger RNA from Humulus lupulus (European hop), 603 nucleotides. RefSeq lists its product as uncharacterized. The record is from RefSeq and is a predicted model, not a curated record. NCBI's taxonomy places the organism in Eukaryota, Viridiplantae, Streptophyta, Magnoliopsida, Rosales, Cannabaceae. The transcript has a single exon. Bases 1 to 603 code for a protein of 200 amino acids.